This is a messenger RNA of Fusarium sp. VM40, 1089 nucleotides long. The record is from the annotation of a GenBank genome assembly. NCBI's taxonomy places the organism in Eukaryota, Fungi, Ascomycota, Sordariomycetes, Hypocreales, Nectriaceae.
AUGACACGCGAUGCGACCGUGCGAAGCCUCGUGACUGUCAUUCUCACAACGUCGCCGACACCAUCUGCUCCGUCAACGGAACUAGUAUCAUCAAUUCUUGAAUCAUUUGAGAGGCAUUGUCCCGCUUUGCUGGAGUGUAAUGUCGUCGUUGUUUUUGACGCUUUUGAUCAGAUAGUUCCCACUGCGCGGCUCAAGAAAGGGCAGGUUACGCCUCAGCAAGCGGCUGAUUUCAGCGCCUACAAGAGGAAUGUGAAAGAUUUGAUACUCGAUAAAUACCACCAUGAGACACCAACCACCGCGUUCACACAGCAAGAUGCCACCGCGGAGUAUGGAAGCCCAACCCCUCAAAAUACAGUCGACUAUAAGAUAACACACAGCCCCGACAAGGAAGUCACAUUUAUAGAACCAUCGCGACGUCUAGGUUUUGGUCUCGCAGUCAGGUCGGCAUUAAGAGUAACCCAAACCCCCCACGUCUGGGUCCAGCAACAUGACUGGGCACUGGUAGCAGAUCUGCCUAUCCAGCCUCUUCUGCAAAUCAUGCAAACCCACGAGUCGAACCCAGAAGCACCCAUCAAGUAUGUCUGCUUGGCUGCAGUGCGCAUGCUCUCAUAUGCCACCUCCGCAUAUGCGACUGAGAACCCAACUCUUCGAGAGUUAUCGUCAUAUCUUACUCGCGACUACGAAGCACCGUCACAUCCGGGCGUCAAAGUCCCCUUGGCGCCCAUGUAUUUCUGGCAUGAUAAGCCGCACCUUGCGUCAACGGCGCAUUAUUUGGAACGUGUGUUCCCAUCGCGACUGGCGAUGCUUCGGGGGGACUUCAUCGAGGAUAAGAUCGGGCAACGAGCUCGCGCUCAGAUGAAGGAUGGACAGUGGGCAAAAUGGGGAACCUGGGUUUACUACCCCGAAGAUGGGAAACAACUUUGCUUGAAACAUCUGCAAGGUCGAACUUGGGAGGGAACAACACGCCAAGCAGACAGAGCUGCUAUGUGGCGAAAGAAGAAUGAGGCUGCCAGAGCGCCAGAGGAGAAGUCUGUUGUCAACGAGAGCGACAUACCAUUGUUUUUCGAGGAGCAGACCCACAGCCAAUGA